Molecule: messenger RNA, 1084 nt
Organism: Cydia pomonella (codling moth)
Lineage: Eukaryota; Metazoa; Arthropoda; Insecta; Lepidoptera; Tortricidae
Product: juvenile hormone acid O-methyltransferase-like
Exons: 3
Coding region: 301-915 (204 amino acids)
Source: RefSeq, a predicted model, not a curated record
GCUUGUAAUGUACUUUAUACUUACUAAUAGCCCCCGUUUAGCUUAUUCUGGCAGAAUGGUAACUUCGGAGCCCUACACUGAGCUUGGUUGACGUGCUCUUGGCCGAUUUUUUAGUAUUAUUUUGAUAUUAUUAUCUGUAUUGUGAUACUAAGUGGCCUCGACCUUUCGAUAAUAGAAGUUGAUAGGUAUAUAAGCGGUUUGUAUGGACUCUACUUCCUUUUCAUAUCACUAGUAACGAAGAGACCAAGGCAUAUCGGCCGCCAUUGAACACACUUUUUUGAAUUCAUAAAAAUCGAAAUCAUGGAGAUGGAUUACCCUCAAUUAUACAGGCAAGUCGCUUUCCUUCCCAAACGAGACGCAAAUAUAGCCUUAAGAGAAUUCUCUAUUAACCAUAAAUGGCGAGAAAACGCGUUUAUUGUUGACUUUGGAAGCGGCGAUGGAAGCACAACUGCAACCGUAUUGGAAAAGCAUCUGCCUGUCUGUUACAAUAAGAUAAUAGGUUGCGACAUAAGCGCAAAAAUGGUUGAAUAUGCGAAUGAAAACUAUGGAACUAACAAGAUUGAGUUUAUCGAGUGGGAUAUUACGCAGGAAAUACCGCAACACCUGAGAGGAGCCUUUGAUCAUGCGUUCUCCUCGUACACGUUACAAAGGAUCAAACAACAGAAGCACGCUUUCUCGAAUAUCUAUGAUUCCUUGAAGGAAGGUGGUAGCUGUCUUCUUCUUAUCCUUGGACGUUAUCUCGUUUACGAUAUCUUUCGCUCUCUUUCCCGUACAAAGAAAUGGGCCGAAGACCUUAAGGACGUCGAUAUCUUUAUCUCACCGUAUCAUGAUUCGCAGAUUUGGUCAAGACUAUCAAUCCAUUCAGUAUUCUCAAUAAGAGAUGGGACGGAUUCAUGGCAGAUUAUUUCAAGUUGAAUCCCAACGCUAGAAAAGUCGAUUACGAACUCAUUGUAGCUAAAGCUGUGAAAUAAAUAAAUUUCACUAGAUAUCCUAAGAAAUAUGUGUACCUACUAUAACAAAUACUGUUUAAAUCUUUCCGUUUCCUCGCGGGCACCGAGUAUAAAAAUAAAAGUUAUAAAUACUA